Messenger RNA from Chenopodium quinoa (quinoa), 1249 nucleotides. RefSeq names its product 50S ribosomal protein L7/L12-like. NCBI's taxonomy places the organism in Eukaryota, Viridiplantae, Streptophyta, Magnoliopsida, Caryophyllales, Amaranthaceae. Gene Ontology annotation, biological process: translation. Gene Ontology annotation, cellular component: ribosome. The transcript is spliced from 2 exons. The record is from RefSeq and is a predicted model, not a curated record. Bases 299 to 883 code for a protein of 194 amino acids. Gene Ontology annotation, molecular function: structural constituent of ribosome.
UGGUGUUGAUAUAUUUCCUUAGUAUACAAUAAUCGGAUAUAGUUUAACAUGCAAAAACUUUUGGUGUUUUAUGCGGAGUAUAAUGCUACUAAUUUUGUUAUAAUUUUUAUUAACGUUUAAUUAAAAAUAUUGAUGGUCAAAAGACGAGUCAUACUACAAAAAAAAAAAAAAAAAAAAAAAAAAACGCGAAAUCAUUCUUACAAAAAAUCGAAAUUGAAGGGUUUAUGUUUAUCUACGUUUUAAUCUCUCCUCCCGACUCACUCACUCAGUCAACACCUAUUUCAACUCGUUCUCAAAAAUGAAGUAUUUACGAUUCAUUUCACCCAAAUUCUCAACUCUUCGACAAAACCCUAGCCUCGAGUUUUUAGGGUUUAUCCAAUCAUCAAAUGCAAUCUCCUCGCGCAAUCACAGCACCACUCCGGCUCACGAAUCGUCGCCAAAACCACCGUUACCAGCGCCGAAGAUCACAGAAAUCGCCAACGAAAUCUCGAAUUUGACAUUGCUAGAAGUGGCAGACUUGACAAGUUUGCUUGGGAAGAAAUUGGAGGUUAAAGAUUUGCCGAUUGUUUCGUUGAUGAUGCCGGGAAUGGGGUUCAGUCUCCGAGGAAUGGGUGGCGCUGGCGGCGGUGCUGCGGCUGCGCCGGUGGAGGAGGUGAAGAAGGAGAAGACUGUGUUUGAUUUGAAAUUGGAAGCCGGGUUCGAGGCCGGGGCGAAGAUUAAGAUUAUUAAGGAGGUUAGGAGUUUUACUGAUUACGGUUUGAAGGAGGCUAAAGAGCUGGUGGAGAAGGCUCCGGCGGUGUUGAAGACCGGAGUUUCGAAGGAGGAUGCGGAGAAGAUUAUUGAGAAGAUGAAGGCAAUUGGUGCGAAAGUGAUCAUGGAGUGAGGUUGGUCUCUGAUUUAGUUAGAUUUUUUGCCUGAGGAAGGUUGGCAGAAUGAAUAAUUCCCCUCUCUAAUUUGUGGUAUCUCUAAGCCUGCCAACUCUUGCUGCAUCAUUUUCCAUGCUUACAAAGGGCUGCGGUCGAGAUAAAUUAAUAUUUCAAUGAUAUCUCUUGGAGUUUCCAUCAAGCCUGAAGUGCUGGAUAGAAACUUGUAUGUUUUUUCAUAUAUUCAUGGUUUCACUGAGAGUAGGUGAAAAUGUUAGAAAAUUUUGCACUUCAAUCACGCACUUUACAAAUCUGUGAUGGUUACUGGCUUACUGCAAAAUAAUAAACAUCUCCAUUCUUAUAUAUGGUCGUAUUGUUUUCAUUAA